Messenger RNA from Daktulosphaira vitifoliae (grape phylloxera), 1041 nucleotides. Its product is annotated as polycystin-2-like. The record is from RefSeq and is a predicted model, not a curated record. Gene Ontology annotation, molecular function: calcium channel activity. The coding region runs from base 88 to 828 and encodes 246 amino acids. Gene Ontology annotation, cellular component: membrane. Gene Ontology annotation, biological process: detection of mechanical stimulus. Lineage: Eukaryota; Metazoa; Arthropoda; Insecta; Hemiptera; Phylloxeridae. The transcript is spliced from 6 exons.
GAAACAAAAUCAAAAAUUGAAAAGUUUGCAAGUAAUGGUGGAGGAUAUAGUUUUUUUGAGAAUUUAACAUGUAAACAUCAGACUUUAAUGUCCUUCAUUCGCUUUUUGUUUUUUACGGCUUGCAUCAAAAUAAUUAAAUAUACUGAUUUGACUAAAUCGACGACUUUCGUAUAUUUGAGCACAGAAAAGUGUUUUAAAGCACUGCUCGGAUUUUUGGUGAUCGUGUUUAUUAUAGUAUGUGCGUUCGUAAUUCUCGGUCAUGGCUUAUUUGGUGAUCAGGUAAAUGAAUUUUCAACUAUUCAAGAUUCCCUUAUGUCUACAAUAAAGAUACUAAUGCAAGAUUUUCAUUUACAAAAUUUAAGACGCUUAGAUAAAUCUCUGAUAAUGGGUUUCUUUGUGUUGAUUAUUUUUGUAGCAAUAUUUAUUCUUUUAAACAUGUUAGUAGCUAUGGUUUUUCACGUUUAUUAUAAUUUGGAUUUCGAAGUUAUCAUUGGGAAUAGGAAGUAUUUCGUAUGGGACAUUGUAAUUGAAAAAAUAGACUAUAUCUUUGAAAAAUGUAAGUUGAAAAAUUGGAUUAGAAAACGAAAACAAAAAAGAUUUAAAAAUGAACUAAAACACUACAUAAGUUAUCUGGAUGUUGUACAAAUUUUAAAAAGAUCUCAUUUUACUGACAAUGAAUUGAAGCAUUUUUUGGAUAGGUUCAAAAUCGAAUCACCGAAAAAAAUUCACGAAAGUGAAGCUAGACAGUUAUAUAUUGACAUGUCAAAAGAUCAACGUUCAUUCGGUAACAACAGUGAAAUAAUUGAAAAAUCUAAUAUUGUAUGGUAACAAAUUUUAUUUAGGGAUUACUUUGAUACAUAACAAAGAUUCACUUGAGUAUUUUAGGUUAAGUAAGCAUGUUGAAGUUUUAGAAAAGACAUUAAUAGAAGCUAGUGAAACAUUAAAUGCACUCAAAUUUAAAGUAGACAAUAUGCUGUUUGAAUCUUAAACUAUCAUGAACUUUUAUGUAAUAAUUUGUUUUUACAAUUUUUAUUUACUUAA